Messenger RNA from Raphanus sativus (radish), 995 nucleotides. RefSeq lists its product as uncharacterized. Gene Ontology annotation, biological process: carbohydrate metabolic process. The transcript is spliced from 4 exons. NCBI's taxonomy places the organism in Eukaryota, Viridiplantae, Streptophyta, Magnoliopsida, Brassicales, Brassicaceae. Bases 1 to 669 code for a protein of 222 amino acids. The record is from RefSeq and is a predicted model, not a curated record. Gene Ontology annotation, molecular function: hydrolase activity, hydrolyzing O-glycosyl compounds.
AUGUAUGAGGGUUCUGAAGCAGAAGAAAAGAGCAGAACCAGAGAAACCACUUUACAAUGGAGGAAUGCUGAAAGACGAAGAAGCUUCUGUGUCAGGCAGAGACACUCUCAGAAGCGUCGGUGCUCGCUACACACCAGCUUACAUAUUGCACAAUCUCACGCAAAACACCAUCUACUGCUUCUCCAGUUAAGUAUCGAUCAUUCCCCUUCUGAUUUAAAUAAACUCAAUGAGGCUGGUUCUGCAUCAGCAGAUCGUGUUAAGAGCAAAGUUGAGAUCAGACGACGCCACAUUAAACUGCAUAGGUUCUGUAUCUGCAAAACAAGGUUGCUGGUCUUUCCUCAAAGGCUCCUUCUUGACUCUCCUUCCCAACUAUCCAUCAUCUUCUUUGAGACAUCAAACGACGACGGUGAAACCCAAUUAGAAGUUGCGAGUCCAUCUCUUCAGCCCUUCACGCAGGAUCAAUGGAAGAACAACCAAGAUUACUUCAUUAACACUGCGAGAAAAAGAGCAGUGACAAUUCACGUGGCCAAAGAAAACGGAGAGAACGUUGAAGGAGCAGUGGUGAAUGUUGAGCAGAUCUCCAAAGACUUCCCCAUUGGUUCAGCUAUCUCCAAAACAAUCCUUGGAGAUUUAAAAACUUAUUCAUGUUAUGAGGCUGAACAAAUUUAACGAGGGAAGCACUGUGGAAGGGUUAAAGUUGGUGGUCAAAUGCUUCAUUAAGCAGGCGGGGUUGAAUAUUGAGUUUGUACACAAUACUAUCAAAGAAUAAUAGAGAAAAGUCUUGGAACAAAAAAGAAGUGAGGCAAGGCAAGGCAAGGCAAGUACGAGAAUAAUAAUAAUGCUGCAAUUUGUGGCUUUGCAACUCAGAUUGUAUGGCUGGAUAAAACCGUAAUGGUUUGAAUUCUCAAAUUGUUAAACCGUUUUUGUUUUAUAAAUUAUUUUCAGAAACACACAAAACAUCUAUGCAAUGUGUUUAAUGAAUCAGAUUUAAGCUA